GGUAUCCGAAUCCCGAAUAUUCACGUGUGUUGCCUCAACAAAAUGUGAUGCCAAAAUUAUACGUUUUCUCUAAACAAAGCUCGACGUUCUCCAAUAGAAAAGCCCUUCCUUCCUUUAUUUUUUUGAUUUCAAUAAAACACACACAGAAAAAAACAUUGUACGAACAUCAAUUACCACCAACAAAAGCCAACAUGCCUUCUUUGUUUGGUAUUGUCAUUCCUAAGAGCUUGAUGCUCUUAUUUGCUUACACCAUCCUACUUGCUCCGCUCCUUGGUUUCACAAGUGCCGAAGUCACUCAUAAUCCAGCAGCUCUCCCCGCCGAUCAACUUGUUUCUCAAGCUGCUCAGAUUAAGGUUGAUAAUUUUACACAAGCAAUCAACUCACCUAUCCAUCACCAACACCAGCACCACCACAAUGAGAACCGUCACAACCAUGCCUUCAACAUCAGUGCGCGUAACGAUCCAGCCCUCUAUGCUGCGCGAGUUAUAAAGGGCAGACAACUGUAUUGCACCAUGAUGGACAGUCUUGCUCUCACAACUCAGAAAAAUGGCGGAGUAUCUCAAGAAGCUUUGAUCAACGAUCCUGGAAACCUUUACACAGAGGGAUUUAGGACUUAUGUCUUGAAAGCAGACGAUGAGCAUGGACCUGUCUUUGGAGAAGCAUUGGAUGAACCACUGAAUUUCCUUGGAUCAGAUGUUUGGGAGUCAGAUGAGCCUAUGCCAGUCUUGGUUCGUGAAGCGCACACUGCGAAAGGAUUCUCUCAAAUCGACACACUUGAUCCAGAAAUAUGGCAUGAUAGUUCUCGCCUUGUAGAACCAACAGGAGCGGAGUGGGAAACUUUGAUCAACUGUGAUCCUGGUCUUCUUGUAGCAGACAGAAACGUGAGUCCAGCCUCACUGGGUUUCAACAAGAAUGCCAAUGAUGUCCCCCGGAUAUGGAGUUGGUCUGAUGCAGUUUUCCUAUACUACAAGAGAGUCUGCGGUACUUCUGCUGUCAAAAAUCUAGAAUGGAUUAUCCGAGCAGGAAUUGUCAACAUAGACACCAACACAAUGGUCAAGAUGGCGUUGAGAGCAAGUGGACAUGGUACUAUACCACUCUGGGGAGAUAGGAUAACUAUCCACCCAACUGACGAUCCUUUCUUUGCUAUUCUUGGAAGCAAGAACGGUGCUGGUAUCGGCUAUCUACUCAAUACUCACAAGGAUAUAAUAACUGGUCUGGGUGUCAAGAAGGUUAACAGCAUAACCAUUUGGACGUACGGAGAUGAGGCUCUUGAUGUCAGCAGUACAACUACGGAUGACUUUCCUGACCACACACUUUGUUUACUCUUUGAGAUCGUCCCUGUUACUUCACCAAAUCAGAUCCCCCCACCAACUGUUUGAGAGAAACAAGCAAUGAAGCAUUCAGAGCAUUGAAACCUUCAUGUUAUGGAGGAAAUAAUGUUCAAAAAGGUUGCUUAGUUAGACUGCAAGGAUGGAGUUCAUCAGGAACAUCUAUCAGAUAGGAAAGCUCUAGACAAAAUUAAUUUAAUGACACAAGAACAUACA
This is a messenger RNA of Botrytis cinerea B05.10, 1544 nucleotides long. RefSeq lists its product as hypothetical. The record is from RefSeq and is a predicted model, not a curated record. The transcript has 3 exons. The coding region runs from base 192 to 1379 and encodes 395 amino acids. Lineage: Eukaryota; Fungi; Ascomycota; Leotiomycetes; Helotiales; Sclerotiniaceae.